CACCCCCCACAAGCCACUGACGUUUGCCACUUCCGCAAUUGUUUGUGCCGCGUUUAGCAAAGGACGCGGAUUGUGCGUACGCGUAUGUGUGUGAACGUAUACGCGUGUGUACGUGUAAGUGUAUAUACUGGUGACGCACGCACACAAGGUCCCGUUACGCAGUCAUACUGUGAGAUCCCCUUCUCCAGGUUUAUGUCUAGUCACUCACUACAUCGCAGAGAAAGAUAAUUAUCUGCUAUUACUUUACAUACCGUUCCUUCGAGCAAUUACUGUCUUUGAUCUUAAAAGCCAAUUCAAACGCCAAAUGACGAAACGAAACUUAAGUAUAAAUCUUGAUAACGAAACAAAUCAGUGUAAUAAUAAAUAAUCAGAAACAAAGAAAGAAAAAAACCACACACAAGCGAAUCACACAGAAAACGAAACCCAAAAAAUUAAAAAAAUAAGAAAUAAAAUAGAUAAAUAAAUAAGUCAAAUCAACCGACAGAGAAAGAGAAAUUAAAGAAAACGGGAAACAGAACACCUUCCCCUCGCGGACUAUCCAUGAAGCCAAGAAUUCGAAGGCAAACGAACUAACUGAAGUCACCAUGAAGUCCUCUGCAUCAGCUGUUCUUGCCCUCACGUGGGUUCUCCUCGCUUACUUCUCCAUGGCCGAGGGUCGAAUAUUUAUGAACAACCUCUUCGGCAAACAAAAAAGUGAAGGUCCAGAAAGAUGUCCUUGUUCAUGCGGCCUCCCCAACAGAAAGAUGCGCCUGGUGGGGGGAAGCUGGUCCGAGAUCAACGAGUACCCCUGGAUGGUGGCACUGCUGUACAAGGGCCACUUCUACUGCGGUGGCACUCUGAUCAGUGACCGAUAUGUGCUCACUGCGGCGCAUUGCAUCGAGGGCGUGAACGUGAACAACCUGCGCGUGAUGGUCGGCGACCACGUGCGCAGCUUCCCGAUCGAGACCAAGAGCCGCGAUUACCAGGCCGUUUACUCCGUCUACCACCACGAGUUCAACCGAUCCACUUACAACCACGACAUCGGCCUGGUCAAGCUGGGGCAGAAAGUGGAGUAUAAGUGGUACUCGAGGCCCGCGUGUCUGCCGCAGCCAAACAGCGACUACGUGGGUGAACUUGGAAUCGUGACAGGCUGGGGUCGCACGUCCCAGGAUGGCGACCCCACAGACACCCUGAAGGAGAUCCUGGUACCCAUCUUCUCGAACCCCGCCUGCCGCGCCCUCAGGUACAAACCGCACGAGAUCACCGACAACAUGAUGUGUGCGGGAUACAUCGCCGGAGGGACGGACUCGUGCCAUGGCGACAGCGGAGGCGGACUCAUGUGGCAAGGCAGAGACGGCAAAAUGGAUGUCAUUGCGAUCGUCUCCUGGGGUCAAGGGUGCGCGCGCCGAGGCUACCCCGGAGUGUACACGAGGGUCAAUAAUUACCUCGACUGGAUCGAAGAACACACGAGGGAUAGCUGUUACUGCGGGAGACGCCAAGGGAGGUCGUAGGAAUCUCUCGGCGGGUGCUGGGGCGUCGUGCACCUUUUGAAUUUUGGUUUGGCUUUUGUUUGUUUUCUAUGUUUGUCUGUUUAUUAUUUUUGUUGUAGUUGUUUAUGUUUGAUUUGAUUUGAUUCUUUGUUUUUGUUUUGGCUUUAA
Molecule: messenger RNA, 1637 nt
Organism: Penaeus chinensis
Lineage: Eukaryota; Metazoa; Arthropoda; Malacostraca; Decapoda; Penaeidae
Product: proclotting enzyme-like
Exons: 7
Coding region: 585-1490 (301 amino acids)
Biological process (GO): proteolysis
Molecular function (GO): serine-type endopeptidase activity
Source: RefSeq, a predicted model, not a curated record